Gamsiella multidivaricata is the source of this 2628-nucleotide messenger RNA. RefSeq lists its product as uncharacterized. The transcript has 3 exons. NCBI's taxonomy places the organism in Eukaryota, Fungi, Mortierellomycota, Mortierellomycetes, Mortierellales, Mortierellaceae. Gene Ontology annotation, cellular component: plasma membrane. The coding region runs from base 141 to 2570 and encodes 809 amino acids. The record is from RefSeq and is a predicted model, not a curated record. Gene Ontology annotation, biological process: intracellular protein localization.
CAUACAUCAACUGAACUUAAAUCCUCCUUCAAGUCCAUGAAUGCUACUUUCUGCAAAACAAACAGCCUCUUUUUAAAGCACUAAGCAUUAAUCAUAUACCAACCCCUCAACAUUACAUCUAUCUACCAUCCAUAAAAAACAUGAGCGAGGCGACUACAUCCCCUAAUGGUCCUCCAUCCUUCGUUCGACAGAGACAACAACCUCCGCCACACCUGGAAGCCAUCCAGGCUCCAAAAGGAGUUCAGGCAAAUGUCGCCUUUCGACCCAAUUCAAUCGCAGACACCACUCCUACAUACCCCACAUCGUCAUUUCUUUCCUCGACAGAACAGCAGCAGCAGCAGCAGUGUGGUUCAGGAGAAGGAGUUAUUGUUGCCGGAAGGGUAGAAACGACGAACGACACAGGACGCGCAUCGUUACCGGAACCACGACCUUUGAUGUCGGCAGUAACAACGACGACAUCCGCAACGGGAUCUGAGAACUUCCCGUUCACACCUUCGAUAAUCAUCGCAGCGGUCGAUAUCCCCUCACCUGUGGAGCAAGCGUACCCCACAGAGGAGAGCAAGGAACCCCGGAAUCAUUCGAAUGCAUAUACGGCCGCGAGUGUGGAGGGGACGCGGGAACGAAAGUCGUGUGCACUGAUUUCGAAUUCGGCUUCACCAGAUGAUCGUCAUCGUCGUCAAAGUGCUGUUGUUGGGCAGCAACAGCAGCGAGUGCACCCUUUGCGGAGCAGUAAUGAUAGCCGUGCGAGCUACACUUUCGUUCAAGGAGGCCACGGCCACGGCCACGAUUACGGACAUGACAACGACUGGCAGAAACGGAUAUCGGAGGGACAGGAUGGCUCGGGGAGGAUGGAAUUAAGGUACUCGACUUUAUGCCCAGACGAUCGACAACAGCAGCAACGAGGAGGAGGGCUUGAUGGAGUAGACGAGAAGGCGCAGGAAGAGCGGCUACCGAGCCUGUGGCAAGUCCUGCACAGGAAGACGUUGCCGCCAGUGUGCUUGUUUAAUUUUUACUUGUACAUGCGGGAUGUAGAGAAGAGUGCUGAGGAGGUUGAUUUCUGGUUGGAUGUGACAGCACAUGAGCUGCUGUGGAGGUUGUAUGUGAGGGCGACGAAGCGAAGGAUGGCGCUGGAGAGGAUCGAGAGGGAGAGGAAAGAGGCGGCGGAAAGGGCCGAGAGGGAGCGGCGCGAGAGGGAGGAGCAGAAUCCAUCUCCAUUCCUUUCGAACCAUGGCAAGCAUCAACAUAAGCCAAGUGUCACCGCAGACAUGUACGAGCCACACCUAUCAGCCGCGAACCGGUUCCUGGAACUCUCUGACGCUGGAUCUUCGGCUGCAUAUCUCCAUUCUGACAACGACAACGACGGUGAAGACGAUAAUGGCGAUGACAGCGGUGAUGGGAAAGUGAUGCGUACGAUGCACAGAAAGGAAAGCUCAGAGCCGAUGCUCAUGAAGAGCGCACCUUCUUCCCAAAUGACAAGUCCGCCGAUAUCGCCAGUGAGUCCUAUAGUCGCAUCCGUGUUACAGAGCCGGGCGGGCGAGGUACCUUAUCUCCCGGGUGCUGUGCCCACGAACUGGGGUAGACGCGUAGGCGAGGAUAACCUCGAGAGGACCGACAGCCAGGGGGCAGGAUCCGGUGAUGGUAAUGAUGGCGGCGGCUCAACAGUGGCGAUGAUGCCACGAACACUUGGAAGUAGUGGUGGGCCGAGGAAGACGAGUAAGCGGCUGACACUGUCGGGAGCUUCAGGAGGGGUGACGAAGGAGGAUGUGCAGAAAUCGGCGGAAAUGAUUUAUUCCAAGUAUUUGAUUCUGCAGGCGGAGAAGAGGGUUCGAGUGCCUGAACAUAUUAAGCAGCGGGUUGCGGCGGUGAUGGAUGAGUGGAUGAUGCUUACAGCCAUGGGCGAUACCCCUCGUGAUAUUCAUUGUCAAUACCAAGGGACUAAGGAGAACAAGAAUGAAUCAAUGACUGUAGUGCGUGAGAGGCAGGGAAUGUCGCUGGGGCCAACAUCCAAAGGAGGAAGAAUAAGAACGGAUCCGGGACACUCGGUACGACAGAGUCGUAACAGCCAUGCGCUGUCGAUGGAAUCUGGGCCCGGAGAGUUGUAUCAGCCGGAGCAGGAGCUGGGGUUGGUGUUUUCGGAGGCGCGUGAGAUUGUGUUUGAGGGGAUGGAGUCCUAUUAUUUUCCGAGGUUUCUGAAAGCACGGGCGUAUGGGAAUAUGGUGCGGUCGCACCGGGUGAUGAGGGCGGUGGCUGGGUUGGGGAUGGUGUUUGUAGGGUUUGUGGUGGUCCUUUGUAUGAUCUUUUUGGACCUACGGCCGAGGUCUAUUCGUGCUUGGGCAUUGAUACCGACAUUUGUGGGCACGUUGCAGUGCGCGACUUUUCAGUUCAACCUCUGCCCCGUUAUGGUUGCCUUUGGAGUGAGCGAGACGCGAUGGAUGCAGUUUGCAAGGAUCGAGGAGUCUUAUAUUCUGAUGUUGCACCGUGAAAGGGCUGUCCGGGUCGUGUUGGUUGCGGUGCUGUACACGGUCUGUGUCGGUGCCGUAUUUGGUCUCGUCCCCGGGCACCGGCUGUAGGCGCGGGCGGUCUGUAGAUCGAGUCGAGUCGUAGGAUUGUCAUUGUAGAAAAACGCGU